AUGGAUUCGAGGCCCCGCGAGACUGACGCCCCCGACGACCCGGUCAACGGCGCCGCCCCUCCGCUGGCCGCGGCGGUGACGGCCGCGACCGGGGACGUCGAGAUCAUCAGGCCCCUCAACGACAAGCGUGGGUACCGCCGCGUCGUGCUCCCCAACUCGCUCGAGUGCCUGCUCAUCAGCGACCCCGACACCGAUAAGGCGGCGGCGUCAAUGAAUGUUUCGGUGGGGUACUUCUGCGAUCCCGAUGGGCUAGAGGGGCUGGCGCACUUCCUUGAACAUAUGCUUUUCUAUGCUAGUGAAAAAUAUCCAGAAGAAGACAGUUACUCAAAGUACAUCGCAGAGCAUGGUGGUUCAACCAAUGCUUUCACAUCUUCUGAACACACAAACUUCUAUUUUGAUGUGAACAGUGAUAGCCUGCAUGAUGCUUUAGAUAGGUUUGCACAAUUUUUUAUCAAGCCAUUGAUGUCCCCAGAUGCUACACUUAGGGAAAUAAAAGCUGUUGACUCUGAAAAUCAGAAAAACCUUUUAUCAGAUCCUUGGCGAAUGAGUCAGCUUCAGAAGCAUCUUUGUGCAGAGAAUCAUCCUUAUCAUAAGUUCAGCACUGGAAAUUGGAAUACUCUUGAAGUUAAAGCAAAGGAGAAAGGAUUGGACACAAGGCUUGAGCUUAUUAAAUUUUAUGAUUCACACUACUCAGCCAACUUGAUGCAACUUGUCGUGUAUGGAAAAGAGAGUCUCGAUAGCUUGCAGAACCUUGUUGAAAAUAAGCUCUGCGAUAUUAGAGAUGUUGGGAGGAAGCCAUUUUCAUUUCCUGGGCAUCCAUGUACACGUGAACAUCUCCAGAUUCUUGUCAAAGCAGUUCCCAUUAAACAAGGGCACACUUUGAGAAUCCUAUUUCCAAUCACUCCCAAUGUCCAGCGUUACAAAGAAGGCCCUUGCAGGUACAUUAGCCAUCUGAUUGGUCAUGAAGGAGAAGGAUCUCUUUUUUACAUACUUAAGAAGUUGGGAUGGGCUAUGAGUUUGGAAGCUGGUGAAGGGGAUUGGAGUCAUGAUUUUUCUUUCUUCUCUGUUAUUAUUCAGCUCACAGAUGUAGGCCAGGAACACAUGGAGGAUACUGUUGGACUAUUGUUCAGAUAUAUAAAGUUGCUGCAGACCUCUGAAACUCCUAAGUGGAUAUUUGAUGAGCUUCAAGCUAUCUGUGAGACAGGAUUCCACUAUCGAGACAAGAGCCCUCCUAUCAAUUAUGUUGUAAAUAUUUCUUCGAACAUGCAGUUUUUUCCACCAGAAGAUUGGUUGAUUGCAUCAUCUGUGCCAUCAAAGUUUUCACCAGAUGCUAUUCAGAAUAUUUUAAAUGAAUUAACUCCUGAAACUGUAAGAAUAUUCUGGGAAUCGAAAAACUUUGAAGGGCAAACAAACUUAACAGAGCCAUGGUAUGGUACAUCAUAUUCUGUCGAAGCUGUCCCUCCAUCAAUCAUACAGAAAUGGGUAGAGAAAGCCCCUGAGGAAGAUCUACACCUGCCAAAACAAAACAUCUUCAUUCCAAGAGAUCUUUCAUUGAAAAGUGUAGAGGAAAUGGUAAGUUUUCCUGCUAUGCUGAGGAAGACACCAUUUUCAAGACUCUGGUACAAGCCCGAUACAAUGUUUUUCACACCCAAGGUUUAUAUCAAGAUGGAUUUUCAUUGUCCACUGUCUCAAAGCUCACCCAGGUCAGCAGUUCUUACUGAUGUAUUCACGAGGUUGCUUAUGGACUAUCUGAAUGAUUACGCUUAUGACGCUCAAGUUGCUGGCCUCUAUUAUGCUGUUAAGCCAAAUGACACUGGUUUUCAGGUAACUAUGGUUGGCUUCAAUGACAAAAUGAGAACCCUUCUGGAGACUGUUAUUGGCAAGAUUGCAGAAUUUAAAGUUAAGGUUGACCGUUUUUCUGUGAUAAAGGAAGCUAUGACAAAGGAGUAUGAGAAUUUCAAAUUUCGGCAGCCAUACCAGCAAGUAUUGUAUUAUUGUUCGCUGAUACUGGAGGACCAAGCGUGGCCAUGGGAUGAGGAAUUUUCUGCACUUUCCCACCUCGAAGCUAGUGAUCUAGAAUAUUUUUUGCCUCAGUUGCUGUCAAAGACCUUCAUUGAGUGUUAUUUUGCAGGUAAUAUUGAAUCCAAUGAAGCAAAAAAUAUCAUUCACCAUGUUGAAGAUGUCUUAUUCAAUGCACCCAUUAGUGCUUGCAAGCCACUAUCCCCAUCACAGCAUCUUGCCAAGAGGAUUGUAAAGCUUGAAAAGGGUUUGAGAUACUAUUAUCCAGCAAUGUGCUCAAAUCACCAAGAUGAAAAUUCUGCCCUUCUGCAUUAUAUUCAGACUCAUCAGGAUAAUGUCAAGCAAAAUGUUCUACUUCAACUACUUGCUCUUGUUGGCAAGCAGCCAGCUUUUCAUCAAUUGCGAUCAGUUGAGCAACUUGGCUACAUAGCGCUGCUUAGGCAAAGGAAUGAUUCAGGUGUCCGUGGGUUGCAAUUUAUAAUCCAGUCAACUGUGAAGGAUCCUGCCAAUCUGGAUGCCAGAGUUGAAAAUUUUCUCAGGAUGUUUGAAGGCACUCUCUACCAGAUGUCUGAUGCAGAGUUCAAGAGUAAUGUAAGUGCUCUUAUUGAUAUGAAACUGGAGAAAUACAAAAAUAUCCGUGAGGAAUCAGCUUUCUUCUGGGGAGAGAUUUCUGAAGGAACCCUCAAAUUUGAUAGAAAACAAGAAGAGGUUGCUGCACUGAGGGAGCUCAAGAAGGAAGAGUUGAUAGACUUCUUCAAUGAUCAUGUGAAGGUCAAUGCACCACAAAAGAAGAUUCUUAGUAUACAAGUGUACGGUGGUCUCCAUUCUGCCGAGUACGAAACAAUAGUGCAAAAUGCUCCGCCACCGCAGUCGUGUGAGAUAACUGAUAUUUACAGCUUCAGGAGAUCGAGGCCUUUAUAUGGAUCAUUCAGGGGAGGUAUUGGUCAGAUGAAGUUAUAA
Miscanthus lutarioriparius is the source of this 2979-nucleotide messenger RNA. The record is from the annotation of a GenBank genome assembly. Lineage: Eukaryota; Viridiplantae; Streptophyta; Magnoliopsida; Poales; Poaceae.